Messenger RNA from Triticum turgidum subsp. durum (durum wheat), 1128 nucleotides. The record is from the annotation of a GenBank genome assembly. Lineage: Eukaryota; Viridiplantae; Streptophyta; Magnoliopsida; Poales; Poaceae.
AUGGACGUCGUCGUCGGGUUGCCGUCUUCUCCGCCCGAAUCCGGGUGCUCCUCGCCGUCCCUGACCGCGUCGCCCGAGUUCGAGUUCUGGAUGGUGGGCAAGAACCCGGGCUCCUUCCCCUCCCCCGCCCUGCUCACCGCCGACGAGCUCUUCUCCGACGGCAUUGUGCUCCCGCUCCACACCCUCCAGGCCCCUCCUGCCUGCCCCGACGCCGAGCAAGACCAGGGUGAAGAAGGCGAGGACACUGAGGCCGAUGCCGACCCCAACAAGCCGCCGGAGGAAGAAGGGGAGCCUGCCACGCAGGCGCAGCCGCUCGCGGAGGCCUGCGCCGUCCCGACGCCGGACCUCCCCGCGGUCACCUUCAAGUGGAAGGACAUCUUCAAGGCCACCGGCGAGUCCAAGGAACGCGCCAAGAAGGCGGAGCGCCGCGUCAGCAGCGUCAGCGGCAACGCCGAGCUCAUCAACAUCAACAUAUGGCCCUUCUCCCGGAGCCGCUCCGCUGGCCACUCUACCUCCGGCGCCAGCGCCGGCGCUAGCAGCAAGGCCAAGGCGACCAGUCCCAGCACCGGCAACGCCAGUGCCGCUGUUCCCAGCGCACCGGCGGCUCCAGCGACGGCGGCCGGGCGCAAGGUUAGCAGUGCGCCGUGCUCCCGGAGCAACUCCCGCGGCGAGGCCUCCGGUUCGGGGGCGCCGGCCGUCGCCAUUGCGGCGGCAGCUGAAAAGGCCGCUGCCCAAGCGCCCGCCACGUCCAUGCUGAGGCGGUGGGUUCCCGGCGGUCAGAGCAGAGCAGUGCUCGGCACAAACGGCAUCCGCCUGGGCAGGGCCAGCCCCGUCUGGCAACUGAGGCGCAACAAGCUACAGCAUCAGCAAGCCGCCGCGGAGCAGAAGCAGAGCAGCAAGAACAAGGCCGUCCCCGAAGGCGACGCCGCGACGAGCCAAGGCCAAGCGGACGCCGGUGAAGCAGACAAGGCGACGGCGUCGGCCGCAGAUGCAGCGCCGGCGACUGUGAGCGCGCCAGCCGCCGCGUGCCGGAACAACGCGGCCUGCGCGGAAGUCGCCGGCGAGGAGUGCGUCCCGCCGCAGGGGCUGUUCGGCCUCCGCACCUUCUUCUCCAAGAAGGUGUACUGA